AUGUCUCGAAAAAAGAGAGGCCAUCGAAACGUAAUCAACUCCAUUUUGGCAUACUUCCCAUCACUACAGUCUCGCUUAUAUGCCUUCCUUACCGCCAAACAUAUCGAACUUGUCAACAUCAACACCGUAAAAUCGUUGGAUCUUCAGCCAGCCGACAACGUGCUAGAAAUUGGAUUUGGACGUGGAGAUGCCAUAGAAAUUUGCUUACAACAUGCACGAAAAGGAAUUGUAUGUGGCAUAGAUAAGAGUGAUAUGAUGGUAUCAGUAGUCAAAGACCGAUUUGCUGCUCAAAUUCAAGCUGGACGUGUCGUAAUCCAUGAAGGCACUCCAGAAUCACAACUCCCAUCAUUCGAGGACCAAUACUUUGAUUCGUGCUUUGGCGUCUAUGUCUUUUGGUUUCUCGACGACCGUUUAGCUGCUCUGAAGGAAAUAGCUAGAGUGUUGAAAACCAAUGGCAGACUUAUGUUUGCUGUACGAUGCUACGGGAGUAACAUAUUUACACGAUCUGCUAGUGCAGAGCACGUAAAUCCGGAUUCUAUCAUGCGGGACUUUGAAGCGUGUGGAUUUGAUCGUGUGGAAUUUAGAUUCGAGGCAGGAUGGACGAUUAGUGAUACGAUGUACAUUACAGCAUACAAAGCGAUACUUACCUGGCAAGAGCUCAAAUCGAAUGUGGCUGGAACGCCAACUACUCUUCCGGCCUCGGCUCAAGAUUUUAAGGCUCAAAAGUUGCAAAAGAUGUCGGAAGACCAACCUUUCGACGAAGUACUUGCUCAAGAUCAUGCUCAGAUUCUCAACUACGGCAAGAGAUACUUUGCCCUGCCCAAAACUGACACUGACAGCAGACAGAACUUCCUCAACACCAUCAUUCGAGCAUUGGCAUCUCACUCCUUGGCAGAGGAGACAGUCGUCUAUCCCGCAAUUGAACAGAACCUCUCCAAUGGGACUAACAUCGCCACUCAGCUACGACAAGAGCAUCUCGAACUCAAGAAAGGCCUCGAAGCCAUUAACUCUAUGCAGCUGUCGGAUGCCAAUCUUGACCCCAUCUUGUCCAAGCUCUUGAAAGAGUUUGAAGCUCACAGUAAACUUGAAGAAGCAACCGAGUUUCCAGCAUUGAAACAGAAACUAUCCACUGCUCAAGCUAUUGAGUUGGGUCGCGAAUUCACCAAGGCAUGGACGAUGUGUUCCUCCCGCUUUGGAAAGACUUCUGCAAUGCUACCAACACCCAUCCUCUCAGAAACUCAAGCUUCUGCUCAAAACACCCAGGCUUCCCAGCAACUACAGCAAAUGUCUGGUGAAGAGCCCUUUGACCAAAUACUUGCUCGAGACCACGCUCAGAUUAUCAGCUAUUUCAAAAACUAUAUGGCUAUUGACAAGAUUGAUACUGAAAACAGACAACGACACAUUAACUCCAUCGUGCGAUCCUUGUCUGUUCAUUCUCUUGCUGAAGAAAUGAUCAUUUAUCCUGCAAUGGAAAAACACAUUCUUGGUGGAAAGACUAUUGCCAUUCAGCUUCGACAAGAACAUCUUGAUCUCAAGAAAGACCUUCAAGUAGUCGACUCAUUGCCCUUGUCAGAUGCCAAUCUCGAACCCCUCUUGUCCAAAAUCAUGAAGGACAAACUUGAAGAAUCGACUGAAUUCCCAGCCUUGAGACGUGAAAUCUCCUUGAUACAAGCUAUUGAGUUGGGUCGAGAAUUCAUGAAGGCGAAAUCCAAAGCUCCCACUCGUCCACAUCCCAAAGCACCUGAUGCUUCUGGCAUUAUGGGAAAAGCCACAUCUAUGGCUGCUGGACCAAUUGACAAAAUGAGGGAUGGCAGUCGGGACUUUGUUUGGGAUGUUUGA
This is a messenger RNA of Synchytrium microbalum, 1839 nucleotides long. RefSeq lists its product as uncharacterized. The coding region runs from base 1 to 1839 and encodes 612 amino acids. The transcript is spliced from 12 exons. The record is from RefSeq and is a predicted model, not a curated record. Gene Ontology annotation, molecular function: S-adenosylmethionine-dependent methyltransferase activity. Lineage: Eukaryota; Fungi; Chytridiomycota; Chytridiomycetes; Synchytriales; Synchytriaceae.